ACACACACACAAACAAUUUUAUCUUGAACGAAAAGAGGAUUUAACGUCAAUUAACUGUGCUAAUUGUUGGUCACGAUUCAAGUAUCUGGAUCGAUUCCGAUAAAUUUAAAGAGAAAAAAAAAGAAAAAUUUACGUUCGAUGUAUUAUUAUCGGUUAUUCGAUGUGAAGAUUUGCUUCAAUUUAGAAUGAUCGGUGAUCGGUGAUCGUUACUUAGUUGUGUAUGAUUCACAAAAAGAAUACAUAUUACGGAAUGUUGGUUACAAAUUAGAUGCGGCAUUUGGCAUCAAAGUGAACGUGGUUGUUUUAUUUAUUCGAUUGUUUUUGUUGUUAUUUGUGUCGUGGAAUCAGUGGGAAAUUCUAAAUAUAAACAAAAUAUGCAUUGUUAUUUGAAAUUGUCGCAAUUGUUGGCAACCAUCGCCAAGUAAUAAGACAUUAUUAUGGCAUUUGCUGAUUCAGUUAUUUCACAAAAUUAUGUCGUAAUUUAAUUCUUCAGAUUGUGUGUUGUAUUUGUUUGGGUUGCGAGAGAGCAAAAAAAAAGGAACGCGGAAUACAGAACACAGAACAUGAAAACAAAACAAUGACAGAAUAAAUGGAAUGGGAAGGCAAAAAAGGUCUUCGACAAUGUCUUAUAAGACGCGAUUUUGACGAAAAAGAGAGCGACAGAGACAGAGACAGAGACAGAGAUGGAGAGAGAGCGGGAAAAAUAAAAAACAAAUUCAUGUGCAUAAAAUAUAAAUACAUUUGCACCGAAUGUUUAUUUGCAUAGUCUCACAUGGAAAGACACGCUGAGCGAAUAUAUAAGCCACUUGACUUUCAUAUUUUUGUCGAUUCAAAUAUCUUUGAAUUCGAUGUUUUAUUUUCGUACAUCGGAGGCACGUACCGAAAGCAUUUAUCCAUGUGAAUGACUAAUGAAAUACUGAAAAAAGUGUGUGCUGUUGCUUUUUGGUUCAAAUAUAUGAAAUGAACACACGGACUGUAUGCGCAUUUAUUACUUACUCUUCUUUAUUAUUCUGCUUCUUUAUUUGUUAUUAUUGUUAUUACUCUUUUUUUUUACUAUUCCAUACGCUUGUUCGAGCGCUAUUUUCGUGUUUCUUUCUUUCUAAAUUCAUCCAUAUUUAUUUUAUAUAUUGUGUGCUUGUACCGCUAAUAGCAUCUUAUAAGGUAAGUGAGUGAGCGAACAAGCAGGCGCGGGCGCGCCUGCGCGUACACUCACAUUGCGCAUAUUUUACAAACACACACACACACACACACUUCUUGUGGCUGGCUAUAGUACGCUCCUAUUUGAUUUAGAAGAACCACCAUCAUCAUCAACAUCACCACUAUCAACAUGUUCUCAAUUUAAUCUCAAUCGCAGACACUGUUCGAAACGAUGAAGUACUUCUUAUGAAUCUUUGUUGUUGGUUUUUGUCUGCUUUGCUCUCUUCGUCUAAUAGUGCCAAAAGAAGAACGGUUUCUGGUGUUUUCUCGCAAAUUAAAAUCUAUUUGGUAUAAGAUUUCUUACGUUGUUGUUGAUGUGUGCAUUUGAUUUACAUGCGGAGGCUUAAAUUACUGUUUUUUUUUUAAUUCCAUAGUGGUGUCGUUCUUCAAAGAAUAUAACGUGUCUGUCUGUCUAUUUAAUUUUUCGCUUCUUCUUCAUUACUCAUCAUGAUGUGCGCAAUUAUUUUCAGUAGAAUGAUGUAAUGAUCAGAAGAAGGUGAAGUGAGAAGAGCAACGUACCCAUAAAACUGUCCCAUUAUUGGAAGAAGUUGCACUAUUGAACUGUCCCAUCAAAGAACGAAUUCCUGAAAUCAGAGUUUAUUUCCGUAGUGCGUCAAAGAUUUGCCUGUCUGUUUAUCACUUACAAACUUAUUCGCAAUAAAUAAUAAAGAGGGCGAUAUCACCACAUUAGCACAUAUCGUAGAUAAGCUUCCCUUUCUCCGUCGAUGAAGUUUUACGGCCAAUGAGCUCGAUACAUCAACCAUCGCUUUUAAUGCUAAUUCAUCAAAAUUCAAUUUAGUAAUGAGAGUUUGAGGCACACAUUUAGAAAGCUGCAUUCAACAUGGGGUUACGACGACCUGGUGUAACGAAAGACUAUGAAGAAAUGCCCGGUGCCAAUGUACCGAUGCCAUCGAAACACAUUCAUCACAGUCAUCUUCACAAUCAAAUCCAUUCCAGUAGUCCACAUUCGCAUCGCAAUACUCAAGCCGGCGAUCUGAACGUUUGCCAAGACUUGGAAAUGUCAUCCGUUAGUGUUGUUCCUGAUGAUACAUACACGGUAACGCAAGCAGUGAAUGCACUCGGAUUUGGUUGGUUUCAAGUGAAAUUGUCAUUAUGCGUUGGCUUAUGUUGGAUGGCCGAUUCAAUGGAAAUGACCAUAUUGAGUGUUCUUGGGCCAGCCCUUCAAUGUGACUGGGGCAUUACUCGAUAUCAACAAGCGCUCACCACGACUAUUGUCUUCCUCGGAAUGAUGAUGAGCUCAACGUUUUGGGGGCAGCUCAGCGAUCGAUGCGGUCGAAAACCGGCUCUCACACUUUGCGGAAUACUGUUGUUCUUAUACGGGUCUUUAAGUUCGUUAGCGCCAAGUUUUGCAUGGUUACUUUUGUUGAGAGGUCUUGUUGGUUUUGCCAUUGGAUGUGUACCGCAAUCCGUUACUUUAUAUGCAGAAUUUCUUCCAACGAAACAACGGGCCAAAUGCGUAGUUCUCUUAGAUUGCUUUUGGGCAUUGGGUGCGUGUUUUGAAGUCGCUCUCGCAUUGGCAGUUGCACCGACUUGGGGCUGGAGAUGGCUGCUGGGAUUAUCAUCAGCACCUUUGUUCAUAUUCGCCUGCAUUACACCCUGGCUUCCCGAAUCAGCACGGUAUCACACAUCAAGUGGAAAACUUGACAAAGCGUUGUUAACUCUGGAGCAAAUCGCAAAAGAUAAUGGACGACCAAUGUUGUUGGGUCGAUUAGUUGUCGAUGGUCCAACUGGACCGCGUGGCAGUGUAAAAGCUCUUCUAAGUCCAACACUGCGUCGAACCACAGUGCUAUUGUGGUUUAUUUGGAUGUCGUGUGCAUUUUGCUAUUAUGGCUUGGUGCUUAUGUCAACAGAAUUGUUUGGUGCUGCAAAUAUUAACGAUAUGAACGGAGAACCUGGUGGUUGUCGGCAAUUAGCUACAACUGACUACAUGGAUUUACUAUGGACAACAUUGGCCGAAUUUCCAGGGAUUUUUGCGACUAUAUUUAUCAUUGAAAAAUGCGGCCGCAAGAAAACGAUGGCAUUCCAAUUUCUAUUAUAUGCCGGAUGUGUUACCAUGCUCACCACAACUGGAGAAAGUCGAACGGCAUUGACAAUAAUACUCUUCUUGGCACGUGGCGUGAUUGCUGGAUUGUUUCAAGCAGCUUAUGUGUACACACCGGAGGUGUAUCCAACCGCAUUGCGUUCAGUUGGUGUGGGCGGAUGUUCAGCAUUGGCGAGAUUAGGUGCAAUGGCCACACCGUACGUUGCACAGGUUCUACUGCAAACAUCUUUAUCGAGCGCCGUUACUGUGUACGGCAUUUUCGCUGUGUCAGCCUGCAUAGCAUGUUUGCUCUUACCAUACGAAACAAGAGGUUCAGAUCUGGCUACAUAGUUAGAAGAAAUAAACAUUCACAUUACUCACUAUCAUCGAUCGGUGCUUUCAAUUAAUUGUGUGAUUUGACAUUGAAUUGCGAUUUAUCAAUUCAAACGAACUAGAAUAUCAAUAUUUAACAUUUUUCUUUGUACUAAUUAAUGUAACGUCAAAUCGAUACGAAAGAUUCAAUGAAGAAACGGAGAAAAAUUUACUAUUUUUCUUCUAUUCUAAAAUUAUUCAUGAGCAUAGGGAACAAGAACAAGAGAGAAUUUAAGCGAUUUUGAUUGUAAAUAUUUUUUAUACAUUUAUUUCGUAUUUAUUUUUUUUUUUACUAUGUCAAAUUUAUACUGUUGAUAUGACUGAUUUGCGCUUAAGUACACGAGUCGCCAUUCAUUCAGAACAAAA
Sitodiplosis mosellana (orange wheat blossom midge) is the source of this 3976-nucleotide messenger RNA. RefSeq names its product synaptic vesicle 2-related protein. Gene Ontology annotation, molecular function: transmembrane transporter activity. Gene Ontology annotation, biological process: transmembrane transport. NCBI's taxonomy places the organism in Eukaryota, Metazoa, Arthropoda, Insecta, Diptera, Cecidomyiidae. Gene Ontology annotation, cellular component: membrane. Bases 2039 to 3589 code for a protein of 516 amino acids. The record is from RefSeq and is a predicted model, not a curated record. The transcript is spliced from 9 exons.